UCUACUGAUCCUCUCAACAACCCACUCAAUUUGAAUGUGUAUAAAUGGUAUGUGGGACCGACGUUGUCUGCUUGUCGGGGUUGUUGCCUUUUCUGCUGGAUCCGUUCUGAGAAAUGGACGCUCAAGCAGGCCGCCAUCUUGUCUCACUCACACCCUUUUUUGCCCAUUCAGGUGAUCCACUGCAGCGGCUACCUGAAGGUGAGGUCGGUGCUGGUCAACGGCUUUGCUUACCGACAGAAUCUGGGCCUCAUCGGCUUCGCCUACGCUCUGCCUUCACCCAACACCAACUCCACCGAAGUCCGGCUCUCCAGUGACAUGUUCAUGUUUCGUGCCAGUCUCGACAUGAAGCUCAUCUUCCUCGAGGGCAGGUAG
This is a messenger RNA of Protopolystoma xenopodis, 372 nucleotides long. The record is from the annotation of a GenBank genome assembly. Lineage: Eukaryota; Metazoa; Platyhelminthes; Monogenea; Polystomatidea; Polystomatidae.